AUGGCAGGCCUGGCACCCAGUACAUAUGCCCUCAGCCCAGUCAUGCCAAGGCGCAUUCCGGCGCAACAAGGUGCCUCACCUGAGGGCUAUUGGCCGAAUACCAAUAUACCUGAAAGUGAGAAGUUGGGCCCGCAUAGAACAUGGAAGGGUACUUGGGCACUGUCAUCCAUUCAGCUACUCUAUGCGUGUCAAAAGGGUAUUAUUCCAGGCCCGCCUGAGCUUAGCACUGCGGAUCUGGAAGACCGAAGCAAAGGGGACAUAUUCGUCAAGGGAGCCGCGGUUUUACAGAUCUCAUGGCUUGUGAUCCAAAUAAUCGCUCGUGCAAGCGAGGGUCUCGCGAUAAGUCUACUAGAGAUCACCACCCUCGCCUUCGCAGCCUGUGCAAUCGCUACCUACAUCCUCCUGUGGCACAAGCCCCAAGAUGUCAUGACACCCACAUACAUCGAUGCCACCAACAUUCUCACCCGGGAGCAAGUCAUCGGCUUAGCAGCCCGUUCUCCUGUAUCGACUUUGUUCGUGCACGAAUUCUGGCUUCAUGGGGUGGCUGUUCGAGCCAUGGCAGACACCGUCUUCCCUUGGACACGUGGCAUACCGAUACGACUCCCGCGGCAAGGGGAUACCCUCUACCUCAACCCAAUCUUCAUAGGCAUCGGCUUUGGCGGCGCUCUUUUCGGUACCAUCCAUUUCGUUGCCUGGAACUUCGUGUUCCCAACGCCAGUCGAGCGGAUGCUCUGGCGCGUGUCCUGCUGCGUAAAUCUCAGCAUGCCACUGCUGGGCACCGCUAUGUACUUUGUGACGAUACACAAUGCUAGAAAAGACAACGAGACGGACACCAAGACGAAUGCGCUGCUGAGACCCUUUACUACGAUUUGCACAUUGCUGUAUCUGUUUGCGAGGUUGUACCUUAUGACGGAGGUCUUUCGAUCGUUGGCGUAUCCGCCGCCGACUACGUUUCAGGACAUCAAUUGGCCCAGCGCUAUACCGCAUGUUAACUGA
Messenger RNA from Letharia columbiana, 996 nucleotides. RefSeq lists its product as uncharacterized. NCBI's taxonomy places the organism in Eukaryota, Fungi, Ascomycota, Lecanoromycetes, Lecanorales, Parmeliaceae. The transcript has a single exon. Bases 1 to 996 code for a protein of 331 amino acids. The record is from RefSeq and is a predicted model, not a curated record.